AUGAGAACUCACACAGGUUGGAGGCCACAUCCUUGUGAAACAUGUGGGAAAAGUUUCAGUUACCCGAGUAAUUUGUCAGUCCACAUGAGAAGUCACACUGGUGAGAAGCUGCAUCCUUGUGGCACAUGUGGGAAGCGUUUCAGUACACAGAGUAAUUUGUCAGUCCACAUGAGAAGUCACACUGGUGAGAAGCCGUAUCCUUGUGGCACAUGUGGGAAGCGUUUCAGUACACAGAGUUAUUUGUCAGUCCACAUGAGAACUCACUCAGGUGAGAGGCCACAUCCUUGUGAAACAUGUGGGAAAAGUUUCAGAACACGGGGUCAGUUGUCGGCCCACACGACAACUCACACAGGUGAGAAGCCGUAUCCCUGUGAAACAUGUGGGAAAAGUUUCAGUGCACAGGGUAGCUUGUCGGCCCACAUUAGAACUCACACAGGUGAGAAGCCACAUCCUUGUGCAACAUGUGGGAAACGUUUCAGUACACGGGGUAGCUUGUCAGUCCACAUGACAAUUCACACUGGUGAGAAGCUGCAUCCUUGUGGCACAUGUGGGAAGCGUUUCCGUACACAGAGUAAUUUGUCAGUCCACAUGAGAACUCACACAGGUGAGAAGCCACAUCCUUGUGAAACAUGUGGGAUCAGAUUCACUAAUCGUAAUUCUUUGCUGCGCCACCUGAAAUGCCACAUGGAGAUGAGUUCAUGAAAG
Molecule: messenger RNA, 705 nt
Organism: Salarias fasciatus (jewelled blenny)
Lineage: Eukaryota; Metazoa; Chordata; Actinopteri; Blenniiformes; Blenniidae
Product: zinc finger protein 239-like
Exons: 1
Coding region: 1-702 (233 amino acids)
Biological process (GO): regulation of transcription by RNA polymerase II
Molecular function (GO): DNA-binding transcription factor activity; RNA polymerase II cis-regulatory region sequence-specific DNA binding
Source: RefSeq, a predicted model, not a curated record